AUCUUGGACCUUGCAUCACACAAUUCCAAGCACGCCAGUCUCUAUCAUUCAAAAUACCCAUGGAACAUUUCUGGACCGACGUUGAUUUACGUUAGCAUCGGCUUUAAAUGCCCAAUUGUCUGAGCCUUUCUGCUAUGUACAGAUGAUUCGCCGCUGUUUGUUCUAGUUGACGGCUUAUUAUGAACUUCCUGAUACCCCGCCCAUUCCACUUUCUUCAAUAAACACCACCAUCUCUAAACAUGUCCCAUCAAGCAACGCAUCUUCAUGACUCGCAUCUAUUUAGGCAACAGAGGCUAGGGAGUGGUACUUGUGUAAGAUGUCCGGAUCUCAAGAGGAAAAUAUCAAUGAACGAGCUCCGUUGCUCGGUAAUGCACAGUCAAGCUGCAACACAUCAAGUGAGCCAACCUCCAAGGUGUCCACGAAAGCAGCAUGGCUUCAUCGUCCGCGAAGGCAAACCAUCGCUUUGAUUCUGUCCAAAAUGCUGGCUUCAUUGAUCAUUGUCGGUGUUUUACUCACUUCCAUUGCUCUUCACGAGGGAAAGAAAUCUAACGGACUCACACCACCAAUGGUCAACCUCACCUACACCAUCUACGAGGGCAUCCGUCUAUCUAACGGCGUCAACGCUUUCCUAGGGAUGCGUUAUGCCACUCCUCCGCUUGGAGAUUUACGCUGGCGAGCACCAGUUAAGCCAAGGAGAACCAACACCGUCGAGAGGGCUGAUCAGUUCGGGCCAAUAUGUCUCAGAGCCGGUGUAAGUGCACCGUCUCCUGGUCAGAGUGAGGACUGUCUUUUUGUGAACGUGUGGGCUCCAGCGAAUGUCACGGAAAAGUCAAAGUUGCCUGUUUGGGUGUUUAUUGGGGGAGGAGGUUACAAUGCCCUCACUAAUGCUAAUUGGAACGGAAGUGAGGUCGUCCAGAAGUCCGGCCACAACAUCGUCAUGUUGGACUUUAACUAUCGGGUUGGGAUGUGGGGGUUCCUCGCCAGCCAGCGGGUGAAAGAUGACGGUGAUUUGAAUGUCGGCUUGCUCGACCAGCGGAUGCUAUUGACUUGGGUAAAGAAACAUAUCUCCGCCUUUGGAGGAGACCCCGACCAUGUAGUCAUCCACGGUGCAUCAGCAGGAGCAGGCUCCGUAGUGAUGCAUCUGUUGGCAUACGGUGGCCGUAACGACAACCUUUUCGUAGGUGCCAUGUCCGAGUCACUUUUCUUCCCAGCCCAGCCGUAUGUAAAAGAGCUCGAAUAUCAGUUCGACCGAUUAGCGCAGCAGGUUGGCUGUUCGACUGUAAAUUCGGAGGAGCAGCUCAAUUGUUUACGGAGUCGGAACGUCACCUCUUUACAAGCAGCUAAUCACGCCCAACAUUUCCCGGGCCGUGACGGACCACUCUUGCCUAUCUUCUACUGGACUCCAUGCGUGGACGGUGACUUCUUGCAGGACCUCCCUUACCGGCUUAUCCGAAGAGGUCGUCUCUUGAAUGUACCGAUUCUUUUUGGUACCAACACGGACGAAGGGUCAGUCUUCGCCUACGACUCCCUCACCCCGUCCGACUUCACCAACUUCUUCACCACCAACUACCCCCAUCUUACCCCCUCCGACAUGCGCCAUAUCCUCUCGCUCUACCCGCAACUGCCUCCCUUGCCGAACCGUAACCCCUGGUAUCCAACCACCAGUCUUGCCUACGGCGAAGCCACAUUCAUCUGUCCCUCUAAUAACUUUCUCGACGCUUUCGUUUCCACCUCCCCCUCUCCUUCCUCCUCAUCACCAUCCCCGAGCAACCAAACCCAAAGAAGGAAAGCGUUCGCCUACCGUUUCAACGUCCGCGACUUUACCCUCCAGGCCGCCGGCGUCGGCGUGCCCCACCUCUUCGACGCGGCCGCCAUUUUUGGGCCGGACAACAUCAGCGGGUUCGGGGCCGGGGAGGAAAGCAGCUACAAGACGUAUAACGCACCGAUUGUUCACAUGUUUAUGGCGUACUGGAUCAGUUUUGUGAGAACGUUGGAUCCGAAUAUAUUGCGGGAGGGGGGAAGUCCCGAGUGGGUGACAUGGGGUUGGGGUUCUUCUUCUGUGGAUGAAAACGGGGAUGCGGAUGGAAGUGAGGGCGGUGGGAUGGUGGACAGAGGUAGGAGAGGGAAGGCGAAGAGGUUGCUGGUGGAAUUGGGAGAUACGAGGAUGGAGGAGGUUGGGGAGGAAGAGAGUGAUAGAUGUCGAUUUUGGGAGGCGUUGGGGGAUCGGUUGGAGCAACUCCGACGGGUGUCAUAGUACAAGACAACACUUGACACUAGGCAGGCAUUGUGAUAAGUAUCUUGUGAUUUAACAUUACGAUAUGUAAUCCUUUCCGGAUAACCUUCCGAGUACAGAGCGAAAUUAGCGAUAAGAGACUGGAAAAAAGACUGAGGAGUGGAUGCGGGAAAUAUGAGGAGUAAGAGGGAAAAAAAAAGCGAGGAAAAUUGAGAGAGGAGGAGGGAAAAAAAGACAAGAAGGAAUGAAAAAUAAAGAAGAUUCUCCUCGUCCUGUUGGCAAUAGGUGCAAAAGAAAAACAAUAUGCGCCAGCCGCGAAUCGAACGCGGGGCCCAUCGAUGGCAACGAUGGAUUUUACCACUAAACCAC
Neurospora hispaniola is the source of this 2602-nucleotide messenger RNA. Its product is annotated as alpha/beta-hydrolase. The transcript has 5 exons. Lineage: Eukaryota; Fungi; Ascomycota; Sordariomycetes; Sordariales; Sordariaceae. Bases 317 to 2254 code for a protein of 645 amino acids. The record is from RefSeq and is a predicted model, not a curated record.